Chlorella variabilis is the source of this 1014-nucleotide messenger RNA. RefSeq lists its product as hypothetical. The record is from RefSeq and is a predicted model, not a curated record. The transcript is spliced from 8 exons. Gene Ontology annotation, biological process: beta-D-galactose catabolic process via UDP-galactose, Leloir pathway; glucose metabolic process. The annotation marks the transcript as partial. NCBI's taxonomy places the organism in Eukaryota, Viridiplantae, Chlorophyta, Trebouxiophyceae, Chlorellales, Chlorellaceae. Gene Ontology annotation, molecular function: carbohydrate binding; aldose 1-epimerase activity.
CUGAAGAACGCGAACGGCGUGGAGGCGCACGUCCUGCCCACCGGCGCUUGCGUGCAGCGCCUCCUCGUGCCAGACAGGGACGGCAAGGUCACAGAUGUGAUGCUGGGCUUCGAGGAUGUAGAACAAUACAAGAACGGCACCAGCCCUUCGGGCUGCAUCAUGGGUCGCAUAGGCGGCCGCACUUCGGGUGCCAAGUUCACGCUGGAUGGCAAGACCUACAAGCUGGACGGGAACUCAAACGGCGGCAAGGACACCAUCCACGGCGGCGGCAUAGGCUACAACCGCGUCAAGUGGACGGUCGUCUACUCCAGCCCCACCAAGGCCAAGCUCAAAUACACCAGCCCCGACGGGGAGCAGGGCUUCCCGGGGGCCCUUUCACUCCGCGUCACCUACAAGCUGACCGAAGAGAAUGAGUUCAUCAUGGACAUCACCGGCACGACCACCAAGGCCACCCCGCUCUCCAUCUUCUCCCACCCUUACUUUAACUUGGCUGGCUUUGCCGACAAUGCCACGGUGCUGGACCACCUGCUGACCAUCCACGAGGGAGACUAUUACACGCCCACGAGCGGCAAGAGCGUGCCCACGGGCGAGAUGGAGCCGGUGAAUGGCACCGCCCUGGACUUCACCUCCCAGCACGCCAUCGGCGAGCGCAUCGACGAGCUGGCAGGUAGCAGGGGAGCCCCCCCCCAGCCCAUGCUUCAUGCAGGGCCGCUCCCACCGCCUUGGCCGUGUGUUUUUGCCGCCUCUUCAUGCAGGGCCAACUAUGCCGCCACCCUGGUGCACCCAGGCUCUGGCCGCGGGCUGGACCUCCUGACCACCGCCCCUGCUCUUAUGCUGUACACCGGCAACGCCUUCUCCGGCAAGUGGAGCGGCAAGGACGGGGUGAAAUACCAGAAGUGGGCGGCGGUGGCGCUGGAGACGACGAUGUUCCCUGAUGCCAUCAACCAGCCCACAUUCCCCUCCAACGUGCUGCGCCCCGGCCAGCUGUUCCGCCAGACGACGGUGUGGCGCCUG